AUGUCAAUAACAAAAUUACGGUCUCUCACGGGCCGUUCCAGCUCAAAAUGUAUCUCGCGACUUUACUCGAAUGAAGUCCACGAACCUAAUUUCAGUGAUAAUGUAGAUAUAUUUUUACUGUCGUUUUCCCUCCUAGAUCUGUUGACAGAUCCAUGGGCGAACCUUGCCUUCGAAGAGUGGUUAUUUAGAGAUACGAACAUAGCAAAUACUAUACUAUAUUUAUGGAGGAACACUUCAUGUGUAGUAAUCGGGAGAAAUCAGAAUCCAUGGAAAGAAUGUAACGUGCAUCUUCUAACCCGUCCUACUCUGAUAGCUCUUAUUUUCGGGUUUACAAUCCCUCCGGCAUACAAACGUCACAAUGUACUUGUUGAUGAGAAACUUGGAAAAGCACGAGAGAUCUUUAAUGCCAACUGGGAUCGUGCUGCCGGAACCCUUAAACAUCACACUAAAGGUGUCGUUGAGAAAGGCAGAUCUUUAGCUGCGAAAAAAGGUUUUAUCUCAGAAGAGAAGGUAUCGAAAGAAGAAUAA
This is a messenger RNA of Acaulospora morrowiae, 528 nucleotides long. The record is from the annotation of a GenBank genome assembly. NCBI's taxonomy places the organism in Eukaryota, Fungi, Glomeromycota, Glomeromycetes, Diversisporales, Acaulosporaceae.